This is a messenger RNA of Dromaius novaehollandiae (emu), 5164 nucleotides long. It is a transcript of the gene ABCE1, whose product is annotated as ATP binding cassette subfamily E member 1. The transcript has 18 exons. The coding region runs from base 2636 to 4435 and encodes 599 amino acids. Gene Ontology annotation, biological process: translational termination; ribosomal subunit export from nucleus; translational initiation. The record is from RefSeq and is a predicted model, not a curated record. Gene Ontology annotation, molecular function: iron ion binding; ATP binding; ATP hydrolysis activity. Lineage: Eukaryota; Metazoa; Chordata; Aves; Casuariiformes; Dromaiidae.
UUUCUGUAGGACCUUGGUAGUGCUUCCUCUUUGGAAUGCACUCAGUUGCUUCACCUGCAAGUUUCUGUGACAGUUCAAGUUCAAAUUUAAGGUUCUGCACUAUGUUUAGAAAAAACUUUAGAAAAGUUUUUCUAAACUGUUGUCCUAAAGAAAUGAUCGUUAAAUAGUCAUAUAAUUUUCAUGUGGUAGAAGAUGUUGCUAAUAUAUGGGCUUAUUCUUAUGCAUUUCACUUAUUGUUAAAAGGAAAUACUAAGGAUUGAGUGAUAAUUAAUUAAUACUGUUCAACACCAGCUAAACAUACCCACUCAUGCUGUGUCAGCAUAGUUGAUCGUAUGGUUUUCUUGUUAACAUUGUUUUUCUUUUUAUAUUAAUGUUGUGCCUUAUAAGCAAUAUAUUGAGAUAAAUACAGUAACAAGAGAUUUGGGGCUGGUUUAAACUUCUCUUUGUACAACAUUACCUUUGUCUCCAAAACAAACCUCAAAGCUAGUAGACUAGCUCUAGUAGACUAGUUCUUAAUUCUCAGUAGAUCCCUGUUUGUACUUUUAACAUUUACUGUUAUUUCUGCUCUGGCAUUUAUAAAUGCACUCCCUUAUGUAAUAACAAGAAAACAAAUUUUCAUGUCUUUCAUUUAAAUUUUCGUUGGGUAUCUAAUUUGUAGCUUUCUUGCUCUUGUUGUGGCAUAACUGGAUAUAGUUCUUUAAAGAUGCAUUGACAGAUGAUUCUUGAGGCUGAUAAUUUUCAGAGGAAAGUGUAACUGCCAUUCAUCCUCAUUUUUUUUCCCACUAUUUAUCAUUUAGAUCUGAUGAAAUGCAAUUUAUUAAAAUUUUCACUGCUUUUUUUUCAAAGGAACUGAAGUGUGGUUCAGUUCUGAACACAGAUCUCUCCUUCACAACUUUGAAUUGAAUUGUCUUGUCUCUGGUUAUGCUUCAGUCUUCAUUGUCAUUAUUAAUGUUUGCAUGUUUAAUUCUGAAUAAUAAUUCAGUGCUAUUACAAGUUGUCCUCUGUCAUAAUUGACUUGAUUCAGUAAAUUGCAGGGUGCUUGUAUGUAGCUCUAAUGUCUGGGAAAGAAAAAAGAAAUAUGAGAGUUUCCUGAUGGAAGUACUUUAAAUUUCUUCUACAGAAUCUAGAUAACUUCUGCCUUUUGUGGCAGCCUGCUUGCAUGCUUUCCCCCCAACAUCACCACCCCGUGUGUCUCAGAUAGCAGUUGCAUCUGGGAGCAUAAGAACAUUGACUUACAAUGCUUGUGAUAACGUUUUCUGUGUUCCUUAUUUGUAGAUAUGCUUUAGUGUUUGAAUUAAGUGUCAUAAUCAGACUUAAUGGGCAGCUUUUGGCUUCAAUAAAUGAUAUUGCCAAGGAUUUAGAACUAUUUUGCUAGCAGUUGUUAUUCUCUCUCACAGUCUCUUUACCUGUGUCACCACUCCAUCAUUCUGGAAAGAUUUCCUGUUGUCUUUCUGUCAGAAUUCACUAAUUUAAGUUAAUGUAUUACUCUGUCAUUAGUAACAAAUUAAUAUGGUUGCACUUUGUUUUUAAUUCUGGUCUUCUUGGUUUGGAAAACAGAAAUAUGGAAUUGAAUUUAAACAUUUCUGAAUACCAGUUCCUCCUGCCCCUAAACUGCUGACUCUACCUAGCAAUUACUGGUAUGCCAUAUUGUAGCAUAUACAUAUUGUAUAUGUUCCUAACCUAUAUUCAGUGCUUUGAGAGUUCCACUGUCUGCACUGUGAAAUCAAACAGUCCUAUUCAAUAUGUUAAAUGCCACUGAAAUAAUUGUAUAGAAAUAUGUAACUUGAGCUCAGUCUGGUUUUGGACAGUGUUUUUUAAUUUGCUUGAAGCUGUAGAAAUUUAAAUGUGUUUUGGAUUUUUUGUUUUGGGGAGGAGGUUGCAUUUGUUAUGAACAGUUGCUAUCCUGUCUAGGAUUAGGAUAGGCCUGGAAAUAAUGCUAUUGUAGAAGCUACAGAAGUUACAAAAUAUUUUCUUCUGAAAACGACUUAAGACCCCCAGAGAGUUUUCAAAAAACUGACACUUCUAUCGUAUAGAUGGGAACAGGGAGGCAUGAGUGAAUGUCUCUAUGCUGGUUCAAUACUUCUAUUUCUUUUUUUCUUCUAUUUCCUCCCCCCCCCCCCAUAAAGUAUUUGAAAAAUGCUUGGCAUACUUAACACCUGCAACUUGUGGACCCUUGAAAAGGGCCCUUCACCAAAGUUAAGCGUUUUCAUAUAUAAAUCAAGUACAUUUUUCUGUACACAAAGUUAAAAAAAAUUCCUAAGCUGCUGUAUUACUUGCUAACGAAGGUCUCAUUCAGCAACGGGUAAUGGUGUAAACUUUAGUCUGUUUUUCCCACCAAGACUGGUUAGAAAGCUCACUGAAGUAGGCGGCAAAGACUAAUUGCUUCAAGCCAUGCUUGACUUUGUCUUUUAGAGCAACCCACCCCAUGUUCCUCCUUCAGCGCUUUAAGCUGAGAUGCCAGACGGGAAGGUGGGAUGGCUGAGGACUGAGUUUAUGUCCUGGUCUGCUAUCUGUACCACUUAGGUACUAAUCUCCAGCACAGGUUUGGGAGGCCGUGUAGAGGAGCUCUGGAAGUCUCCAGUUCCUCCUCAUCAUAAUCUGACUGGUAUACGUGUUUAACCUUAAGCUGUGCAUUAUGGCAGACAAACUAACAAGAAUUGCUAUCGUUAACCAUGACAAGUGUAAGCCAAAGAAAUGCCGUCAAGAAUGCAAAAAGAGUUGUCCUGUGGUUCGAAUGGGAAAACUUUGCAUAGAAGUCACAUCACAGAGCAAAAUAGCAUGGAUCUCAGAAACGCUUUGUAUUGGUUGUGGUAUUUGCAUCAAGAAAUGUCCUUUCGGAGCCCUGUCAAUUGUAAACUUACCUAGCAACCUGGAGAAAGAAACAACACAUAGAUAUUGUGCUAAUGCCUUCAAACUUCACAGGUUGCCUAUCCCUCGUCCAGGUGAAGUACUGGGAUUGGUUGGAACCAAUGGUAUUGGAAAAUCAACUGCCUUGAAAAUUCUAGCAGGAAAACAGAAGCCAAAUCUUGGAAAAUAUGACGAUCCACCUGACUGGCAAGAAAUUUUGACUUAUUUUCGAGGAUCUGAAUUACAAAAUUAUUUCACCAAGAUCCUGGAAGAUGACCUGAAAGCCAUAAUUAAACCUCAAUAUGUGGACCAGAUACCUAAAGCUGCAAAGGGAACAGUGGGGUCAAUUUUGGAUAGAAAGGAUGAAACUAAGACACAAACUGUUGUUUGUCAGCAGCUCGACUUAACCCAUCUGAAAGAAAGAAAUGUUGAGGACCUUUCAGGAGGAGAACUCCAGAGAUUUGCUUGUGCAGUUGUGUGCAUUCAGAAGGCUGAUAUCUUCAUGUUUGACGAACCUUCUAGCUACCUAGAUGUUAAGCAGCGCUUGAAGGCUGCCAUAACUAUUCGAUCUCUAAUAAACCCUGACAGGUACAUUAUUGUUGUAGAGCAUGAUCUAAGUGUGUUGGAUUAUCUGUCUGACUUUAUCUGCUGCCUGUACGGUGUGCCAAGUGCUUACGGUGUUGUUACUAUGCCUUUCAGUGUAAGAGAAGGCAUAAACAUAUUCUUAGAUGGCUAUGUUCCAACAGAAAAUCUAAGGUUUCGAGAUGCGUCUUUGGUUUUUAAAGUGGCUGAGACAGCUAAUGAAGAAGAGGUUAAGAAGAUGUGUAUGUACAAAUAUCCAGGAAUGAAAAAAAAGAUGGGAGAAUUUGAACUGUCCAUAGUGGCUGGAGAAUUCACUGAUUCUGAAAUCAUGGUGAUGUUAGGGGAAAAUGGAACUGGCAAAACUACAUUUAUCCGAAUGCUUGCAGGAAGACUUACACCUGAUGAAGGAGGUGAAGUCCCAGUUCUAAAUGUCAGCUACAAGCCACAGAAGAUCAGUCCUAAAUCUACAGGAAGUGUCCGUCAGCUACUGCAUGAGAAGAUCAGAGAUGCCUAUACACACCCCCAGUUUGUAACUGAUGUAAUGAAACCUCUUCAGAUAGAAAACAUCAUUGACCAAGAGGUUCAAACUUUGUCUGGUGGUGAGUUACAGCGUGUUGCAUUAGCUCUUUGUCUCGGUAAGCCUGCAGAUGUUUACCUAAUUGAUGAACCUUCAGCGUAUUUGGACUCUGAACAGCGUCUGAUGGCUGCUAGAGUCAUUAAACGUUUCAUUCUCCAUGCUAAAAAAACAGCUUUUGUGGUAGAACAUGACUUUAUCAUGGCUACUUAUCUUGCUGAUCGUGUGAUUGUUUUUGAUGGUAUUCCUUCCAAGAACACACUUGCAAACAGUCCUCAAACUCUUUUGGCUGGAAUGAAUAAGUUUUUAUCUCAACUUGAAAUCACUUUUAGAAGAGACCCCAACAAUUACAGACCAAGAAUAAACAAACUCAAUUCAAUCAAGGAUGUGGAACAAAAGAAGAGUGGAAACUACUUUUUCUUGGAUGACUAAAUAUUGAUUCUGAACAUCUCUCUAAUUGGCAUAUACAAAUGCAAAUUGAAGUCUGAACAGUCGUGGGUUAAAAGACUCAAUCAGGUUUUAGAACACUUCAUCUUUUGGAGCUUAAACUCUCUUGCUGUGUGCACCACCACAGGCCAGUAGCAGUGUAAAUUCUAGUCAGAGUAAAACUGCCACUUUCUAUAUAUGGUAACAGCCAUAUUUUCAUUGUAAUAAUUCAAAAUAGACAACCCUAAAAUUGUGCAAAAGUGUCUCCAGAUUUUUCAAAAUUUAAGGGAGGUUUUCAAUUCAAUACAUUCUACUCACGUACCAAGUGGUGACUGGACUUUAACUUAAAAAAAAAAAAAAAAAAAAAAUCUUUGAAGCUGUUUCCUGUGUAAGAUGAAGGCUUGCAAAGAAUAGCAAGAGACAGAAACUAAUCUUAUUUUAAAAAAGCUGAAUCUCUCAGUGAGGGUUUCAUAAAUAAAUGGAAACGCUCUUCUGUGAUACAGUGCAAAAAUUAUUGAAUUACUAAUUCAGUGAGUAUGUACGUGUGUAUUUUUAUAUGAUGUUGUCAUGCACACCUUUUCUCAUGUUAGCAAAGAACACAAAAGAUGCAGUACAAACUACAUAUGACAAUACAGAGAUUUACACCUCAGUCCUCUGUCCCUUUACAUCUUCUCAGAUGUAGUUACAGCAGAAUAAUCAGUUGAAUAAAGUCUUAAAAUAUUAAAAUCCUUUUAA